Molecule: messenger RNA, 1354 nt
Organism: Xenia sp. Carnegie-2017
Lineage: Eukaryota; Metazoa; Cnidaria; Anthozoa; Malacalcyonacea; Xeniidae
Product: calcium and integrin-binding family member 2-like
Exons: 8
Coding region: 73-1272 (399 amino acids)
Biological process (GO): regulation of gene expression
Cellular component (GO): nucleus
Molecular function (GO): calcium ion binding
Source: RefSeq, a predicted model, not a curated record
GUGCGCACAAAUUUCAACCUUAUUUUUAGUUGCUUUUGAUGGCAUAUUUUCUUUAAAUUUGUUGAUAAAUUAAUGGAAAUCUCUGAUGCUGGAGGAGGACCGAAAACGAGUGAUACCUGUACAUCACUUGAUGCCAGUCAAAAAACACAUGAAUCUACCAUGGCAAGCAAGGCUAACGUUAAACAACCCACAAGUAUGGAUGAAAAAUCCACAAGUGAGAGCCCAGGAGGAGCAACUGAUACAUCGUUCUCUUCAAAAUCAUCCCUUUCUAUUAAACACAAUGCUUCAAACUCUUCUAAAGUGACUUAUUCCAAACGUAAAAAAGGAAAUCCAUUAAGGGAUGUAAAUGCUCCAAAGCCGCCGCUCAGUGCAUACUUGAUGUUUCUAAGGAAUACCAGAGAAACGGUGAAAAAUCAAAAUCCUGGUUUAAGUGUAAAUGAUUUAACUAGAAUUCUUGGUACAAUGUGGACAGAACUUCCUCUGGAUAAAAAACAAGUAUUUAUUGAUGAAGCUGAAGAAGCAAAGAGGAAAUACAAUAUUUCAUUAGAAGAAUAUCAUAAAUCAGAAAGCUACAAAAAGUUUAUUGUGGAAAGAACAAAAGCAAUUGAAGAAGCAAAGAAUCAAGAGUCAGCUGUUAAAGGAAGUAACCUUGUGUGUUUGCCUUGUUAUCAAUGGUUUGAAAACCCUCACAACUUUAAAGAACAUGUAAAAAGUCGGAAACAUAAACGAAAUGUAAUUCACUCGCAAAUGGGUAAAAAAGCAAAGAAAUCUGAGAUGCAUAAUAAAACAUCGUCUACAUCAGGUAAAAGUUCAACCACUGCAGUUCCUGUAAAAAGUUUUCCAGACAUGUCUGAUGUCGCCGAAUCCCAGUUGGAAAUUCCUAUAUUUUCUGAUGUUUUCUUGAAUUAUAAUAAAAAUCGUGAAUCUCAACUACGGAAUCUACGGCAGAUCAUAUCAGAAUAUGAUGAGCAAAAUGCAAUUCUGACAAAACAUAUUGAUCAUUUAAAUGUUGCUGUUGAAAAAUUAGAGCAUGAAAAUACAGAACAUGUACAGACUAUCAAAAAAUUGACACCAUUUUUAAAGAAGUUUAUUAUCAGUUUCACAGAAAUUGCUUCAAAAGCAGAUAUACAUGUGGACAUUAAUUUGUCAAAUGUGGAAGAGUUCAUAAAAGAAUAUUCUUCCAUGGAAAAGUCGAAAUAUCUUAAAGAAUUUGUGACAAAUCUAGAUUAUCCUUCAUGUCUUGAUGAAAACUAUGAUGACAGUAGUCGUUAAUAUCUAAAAUGAGUGCCCAAAAUUCAUAUUGUCAGCUACUUUUGAUGGAUGUGAAAUAAAUUAAAAUAUUUCAGUAAACAAA